Dalotia coriaria is the source of this 671-nucleotide messenger RNA. RefSeq names its product large ribosomal subunit protein eL14-like. The coding region runs from base 109 to 630 and encodes 173 amino acids. Lineage: Eukaryota; Metazoa; Arthropoda; Insecta; Coleoptera; Staphylinidae. The record is from RefSeq and is a predicted model, not a curated record. Gene Ontology annotation, biological process: ribosomal large subunit biogenesis; translation. The transcript has 4 exons. Gene Ontology annotation, molecular function: RNA binding; structural constituent of ribosome. Gene Ontology annotation, cellular component: cytosolic large ribosomal subunit; ribosome.
CAAGUGAUCGACAGUGCAGCCAAUAACGGAUAUGCGCAGAAGCGUUGCGCAGUAAACAUUUUGUGGGGUCUUCCGGUGGACAUAGUUCUUUUUCAACAUCAUCCAGCCAUGCCCUUCAGUAGGUUUGUUGAGACAGGCCGCGUGGCUCUGAUCGCCGACGGCGAUUACAAGGGAAAAUUGAUCAGUAUCGUCGAUGUUAUUGAUCAAACUAGGGUAUUAGUUGAUGGACCAUUGACGGAGGUUCCACGUAUCCCAAUCAGAAUCAACCAGUUGCAUUUGACUAAAUUGAGCGUCAAAUAUCCGUUCUCAGCCCCAAAACGCGUUGUACGCAAGGCAUGGUCUGAUGCAAAGGUCUUAGAAAAAUGGGACCAGUCCAUGUGGGCAAAGAAAUUGGCCUCCAAGGAAAAGAGGCAAGCGAUGUCUGAUUACGAUCGCUUCAAACUGCGCAAGGCCAAGUCCAGGAGGAACCGUAUCCGCACCGUCGUCUUCCACAACUUGAGGUCGACCGGAGCGCGUAACGGAUCACUCUUCGGCAAGAAGACGAAGGGUGGCGACAAACCCAAGCCGAAAAAGGGUGCCGCCAAGGCCGCGCCGGCCAAGAAAGUAGAACCUAAGAAGGCUAAGAAAUAAACAGGUGCGCCUGAAUUUAAUAAUAAAAAAUAUUAAAUACA